UUUUAUACAUACAUACACACACAUAUAACAAUCAAAAUUUUUAGUAUCCUGUAGCAAAUCAUCAUCAAAUAGAAUUCUUUAAAAAUGGGAAUUAUUGAAAAUAACAACAAAUCAAGUAAAGUUGCACAAGCAAGAUUAGCAGUAUUAUCAGCUCAUCUUUCAUCAUGUGUUGAAUCAAAUGAUUUCAUUGAAUCUUCCCCUGUCUCUGCUCAAGUUUUUGUGGCCCCACCUCCCAAUUUAAAAGGGUCUUUAUCAGUUUCUGAUGAUAGAACUGGCAAAAAAUACAAAUUUCAAGUUUCUGAUGAAGGUACCAUUAAAGCUGCUGACUUUAAGAAGAUAACAACAGGAAACAACGAUAAGGGUUUGAAGCUUUAUGAUCCGGGAUACCUUAACACGGCUCCAGUUCGGUCAUCGAUCUGCUACAUUGAUGGUGAUGAAGGGAUCUUGAGGUAUAGAGGGUAUCCGAUUGAAGAGUUAGCUGAGAGUAGUUCGUUCUUAGAUGUAGCCUAUCUUUUAAUGUAUGGGAACUUACCUUCUCAGAGCCAGUUAGCUGAUUGGGAGUUCACCGUUGCACAACAUUCAGCCGUUCCCCAAGGAAUCUUGGAUAUCAUACAUGCAAUGCCUCAUGAUGCUCAUCCAAUGGGUGUUUUGGUCAGCGCAAUGAGUGCCCUUUCUGUAUUCCACCCCGAUGCAAACCCUGCUCUUAGAGGUCAAGAUUUGUACAAAUCUAAGCCAGUGCGAGAUAAGCAAAUAGUGCGCAUACUUGGGAAGGCUCCUACUAUCGCAGCAGCAGCGUAUCUUAGGAUGGCAGGGAGACCUCCUGUUCUUCCUUCCAGCAAUCUUUCUUACUCAGAGAAUUUCUUAUACAUGCUGGAUUCAUUAGGUGACAAGUCUUAUAAACCCAACCCUAGACUUGCUCGAGUACUCGAUAUCCUUUUUAUAUUACAUGCAGAACAUGAAAUGAAUUGUUCCACAGCAGCGGCGAGGCAUCUUGCAUCAAGUGGUGUUGAUGUAUACACAGCUCUUGCUGGAGCGGUUGGAGCACUAUAUGGUCCUCUUCAUGGUGGAGCAAAUGAGGCGGUCCUGAAGAUGCUCAAUGAGAUUGGAACUGUUGACAAUAUUCCCGAGUUCAUCGAAGGAGUGAAAAAUAGAAAGCGAAAAAUGUCGGGUUUUGGGCAUCGUGUAUACAAGAACUAUGAUCCUAGAGCAAAGGUUAUUAAAAAGCUGGCAGAGGAGGUAUUCUCAAUUGUAGGCAGAGAUCCCCUUAUUGAGGUAGCUAUUGCUUUGGAGCAAGCUGCACUAUCAGAUGAGUACUUUGUUAAAAGAAAGUUGUACCCAAAUGUUGAUUUCUAUUCUGGGCUGAUUUAUAGGGCAAUGGGUUUCCCAACUGAGUUUUUCCCUGUAUUGUUUGCAAUUCCUCGAAUGGCUGGCUAUUUGUCACACUGGAGAGAGUCGCUUGAUGAUCCUGACACAAAGAUCAUGAGGCCCGCACAGGUAUACACGGGUGUAUGGAUGCGCCAUUAUAUUCCUGCCCAAGAACGAAUGUCAUCAACUGCAGCUGUAGUAGACAAGCUUGGGCAGCUUUCUGUCUCCAAUGCCACUAGGCGACGGUUGUCUGGCUCUGGUAUUUGAGCUAUAUGUAAUGGCAUUUCAACUUUAAGACAAGUGAAAACAAUGCCAAGCAAAAUAAUUGGAACUGUAAUAUCACAAAUUCAUCUAUAUGAUUAUUAUAUAUGGUGCUGUAAUAAGAUGUAUGAUCAAACUUAUGUUUUAACUCUUUCGAUAUAUCGAUGAUAGGUGCACCUUCACAAUUGUUGGUA
Messenger RNA from Erigeron canadensis, 1820 nucleotides. Its product is annotated as citrate synthase, glyoxysomal. The transcript is spliced from 13 exons. Gene Ontology annotation, cellular component: mitochondrial matrix. NCBI's taxonomy places the organism in Eukaryota, Viridiplantae, Streptophyta, Magnoliopsida, Asterales, Asteraceae. The record is from RefSeq and is a predicted model, not a curated record. Bases 85 to 1632 code for a protein of 515 amino acids. Gene Ontology annotation, biological process: carbohydrate metabolic process; tricarboxylic acid cycle.